AUGUCAGGACUCCCACAGACCAUGAAGGCUCUCCGCUACGACAAACCUUUGUCGUAUGCCGUUGUCGAGGUUCCUCUCCCGGUUGUUCGUGAUAACGAUGUCUUGAUCAAAGUCAAGGCCUGUGGUGUGUGCGGAACCGACUUGCACAUUCACGAAGGAGAAUUCAUUGCGAAGUUCCCACUCAUUCCUGGCCACGAGACUGUCGGUGUCGUUGCUGCUAUUGGAAAGGAUGUCAAGGGAUUCGAGGUUGGCGAGCGUGUUUGCGCAGAUAACUCCGAGCUUUGCAACGAGUGCUUCUACUGCCGCCGUGGACAGCUGUUGCUUUGCGAGAAGUUUGAGGCUCACGGUGUGACCAUGGACGGUGGUUUCGCUGAGUACUGCGCAUACCCUGCUGGAAAGGUCUUCAAGAUCCACAACCUCUCUGACGUUGAUGCCACCCUCCUUGAGCCGGCCUCGUGUGCUGCCCACGGUCUUGAGAAGAUUGCACCAAAGUUCGGUUCCUCAGUCCUUAUGUUCGGUGCUGGUCCCACUGGUCUCUGUCUUGCUCAGCUCCUCCGCCACAACGGUGCUUCCCACGUCGUCGUUGCUGCCCCAGAGGGUCUAAAGAUGGACUUGGCCAAGAAGUUGGACGCUGCCGACGUCUACGUUGAGCUUUCGCGAUCAAACCCAGAGGCCCAGUUUGAGCAGAUCAAGAAGGACAACCCGUACGGAUUCGACAUUGUCGUUGAGGCCACUGGUUCCCCCAAGAUUCUUGAGGAUGCUAUUCACUACGUCCGCCGUGGUGGAAAGCUCGUCGUUUACGGUGUCUACAGUGACUCUGCCCGCGUCUCAUGGCCCCCGAGCAAGAUCUUCGGUGACGAAAUCACCAUCAUUGGAUCCUUCUCUGAGACCUACAUGUUCCCCGCCACCAUCGGAUACCUCGACACUGGAAAAGUCAAGGUUGAGGGUAUUGUGAACAAGACCUACAGACUCGAGCAAUGGGGCGAGUGCUUGGAGGCGAUGAAAAACAAGAGUGCGAUCAAGGCGGCCAUUGUUUUCGACUAA
Molecule: messenger RNA, 1044 nt
Organism: Morchella importuna
Lineage: Eukaryota; Fungi; Ascomycota; Pezizomycetes; Pezizales; Morchellaceae
Exons: 7
Coding region: 1-1044 (347 amino acids)
Molecular function (GO): oxidoreductase activity; zinc ion binding
Source: RefSeq, a predicted model, not a curated record